Molecule: messenger RNA, 686 nt
Organism: Monopterus albus (swamp eel)
Lineage: Eukaryota; Metazoa; Chordata; Actinopteri; Synbranchiformes; Synbranchidae
Exons: 5
Coding region: 1-660 (219 amino acids)
Biological process (GO): response to bacterium
Source: RefSeq, a predicted model, not a curated record
AUGAGGAACUUCCCUUUGACCAUAGUUCUACUUCUAUGCGGUCUCAGUGGGAUCUCUGUCUCUGUCUCUGAGUUUCACACAGUGGAGGUCCAGUCGGGUGAAGAAGUCACACUGCUGUGCUCGAACUUUUCCAGUUCUUUAACUCAGAUAAUGUGGUUCAAAGUGGCCAAGAGAGUGAAGCCCCAGUGUAUCUGUCAUUUAUUCAAGUCUACUGAGCCUGCCAAAUUCUGUGAUGGAUUUCAAAAUGGCAAAUAUGAAGCGACAUCCAACGUUUCUAAUCUCUUUCUCAAAAUGAAACUGGUGGAAUUGUCUGACUCUGGACUGUAUUUCUGUGGAUAUUACAUAACCAGAACGCCGGUUAUUGUUGAAGCAACAUAUUUAGAAGUUCAAGGAGAGUUUGAUGGAUUGACAAAGUGGAUAAGUGUGAUCCUGGGUGGUCUGACUGUUGUCCUCACUACGGUCAUCAUUGGUCUGCUUGUUAAAAACAAAAAGCUUCAGAAAGCUCAUACUGAGGAACAGAAUCGACAGAGGUGGGAAGCACCUGAAACUACUUUCCUGAACUAUGCAUCAGUGACCUUCCAUCCAAAGACAAAUAGAAACCUCAGGCCUGGAUCAAAAAGUGAAGUGGAAACAACUGUAAUUUAUUCUGCUACCACAUAAAUUCAGGAAGCACCUGAAACUACUUU